GAGCUCUACGAGACAGCCAUCGAGUUCCUCAAGCUGGAGAAGGUGGAGCUGGGCGGCGUGAGGGGCAACAUCUUCGGCAGCCAGGUCUUCCAGAUCUACGAGGAGGUCGCCGAGCUCGUGAGGGUCUUUGCGGACUGCAAGUACGACCCGCUGGACCCUGCGGAGGAGCAACUGGAUAAAGAUUUUGCCGAGUUCCAGAACAAAAUCCAGGAUUUUGACCGGCGCCUGACGACCAUCUUCUGCCAAGGGUUUGAUGACUGCAACAGCAUGGCCUCUGCUGUGAAGCUGGUGCACAUGUUUUCGUCGCUGUUGGAGCGACCCCUGAUCAAGGCGGAGGUUUCCCCCUACUACUCAGCGCUGCUGGAGAUGUUCAACACGGAGCUGGACAACGCCAAGACCAUGUAUGAUGCGCAGAUCGCGGCGGCGAAGGCGGCAGGGGGCAUCCCACCCAUCAACAAGAACAUGCCGCCCGUGGCCGGGCAGCUCAAGUGGGCACUGGAGCUGCAGGAGAGGCUGGAGGGGCCCAGGAAGGACCUUUGGGCCAUCGACCACCCCGUCAUGGCCAGCGCGGAGGCUCAGCUGGUGGCCGGGAAGUACGAGGAGAUGAUCGAGCUGCUGCGAGGGUACCGGGAGAAGACCUACGCUGAGUGGAUCAGCAGGGUGGACCAGGACUGCCAGUUCAACCUGGAGCAGCCCCUGAUCCUGAGGGACCCCGAUUCAUCCCUCAUUAGCGUCAACUUCAGCAGAGAGCUCGUCGCGGUCCUCCGCGAGGUCAAGUACCUCAACUUCCAGCAGCAGAAGGACAUCCCAGCCAGCGCGGAGAGCCUCUUCGCGCAGAACGAGAUGUUCCGGAAGUUUGUGGACAACCUGGACCUCAUUGUCACCUGGUACAACAAGGCAAGCGCCCCGCUUGCCCGGAGCGCCCCACUGGCCAUGGGCCAGCGCGUCCUGCCGCGGCCAACGGCCCCGCGCUCCGUCUGGAACAAUGCGAUCGUUGUCCUCGCAGGCGUCAUGGAGUACAUCCAAGAGAUGAGAGAUGUUGUGUAUAACUUAGAGACCAGAAUCCAGAAAGCAAAGUUAAAUGUGGAAAAUAUCAUCCACCUCAUGGAGGAGUGCUCGGCCACCCCGUUGUUUGAAAGGAAGGACAACAAGGAGACGGCACUGCUGGACUUGGAUGGGAAAGCGACUCACUUAAACAAGCGCUACACGGCCAUUAGGGAUGUGGGCACAAAGAUCCAGAACAUGGUGAUGGAAAAUGCGGAUCUAUUUAAGGCUGAUACGUCAUCGGAGAAAUGGCUGAACUACGUGGAAUACAUAGACGAGAUGAUACUGGAUGGGUUUUUCAAGCUUAUCCACAAAUCCUUACAGUUCCUGCUCAGCAACAUGGUCCCAGAUGCCAGCGUGGCCCCGCUGUUCGAGGCGCACAUGGAGCUCUACGAGGACCGCGUGCGGCACCAGCCGCCCAUGGAGGUGGGCGAGGACAACAACUUCUUCGAGCUGGUGGACGGCCUGCUCAAGGACAUCUACGCCGCGGCCACGUUCAUCCCGCGGCUGGUGCAGGGCAAGCUCAACUACCAGACCGACCUGGAGGACAUGGCGGACCUGAGCGAGAUGCGGGAGGAGGUGGUGUCGCUGGUGGUGAGCGCCAUGAAGCAGGCGAGCGAGCACGAGGCCUCCUUCGAGGGUUACUCCUACCUGUGGCUGGACGACCCCCAGGAGUUCCUGCAGCGCUUCCUCACCUUCGGGCGGGCCCUCACGCCCGACGAGCUGGAGUCGCACGACGAGUUCGAGAACUGCCGCGUGUUCGGCGGCUGGCUGCAGGGCGACUGCCGGCCCUUCAAGCAGGCGCUGCUCAACAUCAUCAAGCGAUGGAGCCUGCUCUUCAAGCAGCACCUCAGCGACCACGUCACCACCAGCCUGCAGGAGCUGGAGAACUUCAUGAAAGAGGCCAACGCCGGCCUGACGAAACCCCUCCAAGAGGGCGACUACGACGGGCUGGUGGAGGUGAUGGGCCACCUGAUGCGGGUGAAGGACAGGCAGGCGGCUACGGACAGCAUGUUCCAGCCCCUCAAGGAAACGAUCGCGCUGCUGAAGACCUACGGGGAGGAGAUGCCCGAGGAAAUCCACCAGCAGCUCCACGACCUGCCGGAGCAGUGGAACAACACCAAGAAGCUCUCCUUCCAAGUGAAGCAGAAUGUGGCGCCGCUGCAGGCCAACGAGGUCAACAUCCUGCGCAGGAAGUGCCAGCAGUUCGAGGUCCGGCAGCACGAGUUCAGGGAGAAGUUCCGGGAAUGCGCCCCCUUCUCCUACAGUGACCCCGAGCCCUACAAGUCCCUGAAUAAGCAACAGAAGAGCAUCGCCGCGCUGGAGAGCGACAUGGCAGCGCUGUCCACGUCAGCGGGGCUCUUCGAGGUGUCUGUCCCCGACUACAAGCAGCUCAAGGCCUGUCACAAGGAAGUGCGGCUGCUCAAGGAGCUCUGGGACAUGAUCGUCCUGGUCAACACCAGCAUUGAUGACUGGAAGACCACCAAGUGGAAGGACAUCAACGUUGAGCAGAUGGAUAUCGACUCCAAGAAGUUCGCUAAAGACAUUCGAAGUUUGGAUAAGGAGAUGAGAAGCUGGGACGCGUUCACUGGGCUGGACAACAGCGUGAAGAACAUGAUCACGUCCCUGCGGGCGGUGAACGAGCUGCAGAACCCGGCCAUCCGGGACCGGCACUGGCACGAGCUCCUGCAGGCUGCCAAGGUGCCCUGGCCCUGUGAACUUAAGCGGACCGGCGCGGAGCUGCUGCAGCUGAACCUGCACAAGUUUGAGGACGAGGUUCGCGGCAUCGUGGACAAGGCCGUCAAGGAGUCGGGCAUGGAGAAGGUGCUGAAGGCUCUGGACGUGACCUGGUCGGCGAUGCAGUUCGAACACGAGCCCCACGCCAGGACCGGCACCAUGCUGCUCAAGUCGGACGAGGCGCUCAUCGAGACGCUGGAGGACAACCAGGUGCAGCUGCAGAACCUCAUGACGUCCAAGUACUUGGCCUUCUUCCUCCAGGAGGUGUCCAGCUGGCAGCAGAAGCUCUCCACCACCGACUCCGUCAUAAGCAUCUGGUUUGAGGUACAGAGAACGUGGAGCCACCUCGAGAGCAUCUUCAUUGGCUCUGAAGACAUCCGCAAUCAGCUGCCGGAAGACUCCCAGCGUUUUGACUCUAUCGAUAAGGAUUUCAAAGAACUAAUGGCAGACGCAGUGAAAACCCCCAACGUAAUCGAAGCAACAAAUAAGCCUGGGCUCUAUGACAAGUUAGAAGCCUUGCAGAAAAGAUUGGCGCUUUGUGAGAAGGCUUUGGCCGAAUACCUAGAGACGAAACGCUUGGCUUUCCCCAGAUUCUACUUUGUUUCUUCUGCAGACCUGCUUGACAUUUUAUCUAACGGAAACGAACCCGCGGAGGUGGCCCGUCACCUGUCGAAGCUGUUUGACAGUCUUGCUAAACUGAAGUUCAGGAUGGGCCCGGACAACAAGCCCCUGAAGAUUGGCCUGGGGAUGUUCAGCAAGGAGGACGAGUACGUGGAUCUGGACAAGGACUGCGACUUGUCUGGCCAGGUCAGCAGCCCGGGGCUGAGGACGCGUCUUUGGCUUGUUGUGCCUGGCCACAGCUCGAAAAAUGCAACCGCCUACGUGCAGAAGCCUCGGGAGCAGUGGGUGUUCGACUACCCGGCGCAGAUCGCGCUGACAUGCACCCAGAUCUGGUGGACCACAGAAGUUGGCAUUGCCUUCUCGAGGCUGGAGGAAGGAUAUGAAAAUGCAAUUAAAGAUUAUAACAAAAAGCAGAUUAAUCAGCUGAACGCACUGAUCUCACUGCUCCUUGGAAACCUGACUCCAGGAGACAGGAUGAAGAUCAUGACAAUCUGCACCAUAGACGUUCAUGCCAGGGACGUCGUGGCCAAAAUGAUCCUUGCAAAGGUGGGAGUCACAAGGUCUGAUUUUCAGUGCUUUGCCUCUUGGUGCUUCCGAGUGAAGUGUGUCCAGGACGCCAUCCGCGCCAAGAAGAAAAAGUUCAAUUUCCUGGGGGAGAUGAUCUCUCUAAUCCCGUCAGUUGGGCUGUUCAUCACCAUGAAUCCUGGCUACGCGGGACGGACAGAGCUGCCGGAGAAUUUAAAAGCUCUGUUCAGACCCUGUGCCAUGGUCGUCCCAGACUUCGAGCUUAUCUGUGAAAUCAUGCUUGUUGCAGAAGGUUUUAUUGAUGCUAAGCUUCUAGCAAGAAAGUUUAUUACUCUGUACACACUGUGCAAAGAGCUACUGUCCAAACAGGACCAUUACGACUGGGGGCUGCGGGCCAUCAAGUCCGUGCUGGUGGUAGCCGGCUCCUUGAAGAGAGGCCGCCCCGGCCGCGCGGAGGACCAGGUCCUCAUGAGGGCCCUGCGAGACUUCAACAUCCCCAAGAUCGUGACGGACGACCUGCCCGUGUUCAUGGGGCUCAUCGGAGACCUCUUCCCGGCUCUGGACGUCCCCCGCAAGCGGGACCUGAACUUCGAGAAGGUGCGAGCGCGGGCCGGGCGCCGGGGGCUCGUCCGGCGGCAGGGCCCGUCCCGGCGCCGCUCAGCGCCCUGCCUCCCGCAGCUCAUCAAGCAUCCCAUGGCCACGAAUGCCCGUGCGGGCGCAGGGCUGAGCGGCACCGUCCCGCAGGUGCUGAAAUCCCUCCACAAGACCUACCAGAUCAUGAAGCGGAAGCCGGUGGCUGUGGACCUGGACCCCAAAGCCGUGACCUGCGACGAGCUCUUCGGGAUCAUCCACCCGUCAACCCGCGAGUGGAAGGACGGUCUCUUCUCCUCCACCAUGCGCGACCUGGCCAACAUCACCCACAAGGGGCCCAAGUGGAUCAUCCUCGAUGGAGAUAUCGACCCCAUGUGGAUUGAGUCCCUGAACACGGUCAUGGAUGACAACAAGGCCCUCACCUUGGCCAGCAACGCCCUCAACCCCACCAUGCGGCUGCUCUUCGAGAUCAGCCACCUGCGGACGGCCACGCCGGCCACCGUGUCUCGCGCGGGGAUCCUCUACAUCAACCCCGCCGACCUGGGCUGGAACCCGGUGGUCACCAGCUGGAUCGAGAAGAGGACGGUGCAGUCCGAGAAGGCCAACCUCAUGAUCCUCUUCGAUAAGUACCUGCCCACGUGCCUGGAGAAGCUCAAGUUCGGCUUCAAGAAGAUCACGCCGGUGCCGGAGAUCACGGUGAUCCAGACCACGCUGUACCUGCUGGAGUGCCUGCUCACGCCGCAGCACACGCCGCCCGACUCCCCGCGCGAGCUCUACGAGCUCUACUUCGUCUUCGCCUGCGCCUGGGCCUUCGGGGGGGCCAUGUUCCAGGACCAGCUCGUGGACUAUCGCGUGGAGUUCAGCAAGUGGUGGGUCAACGAGUUCAAGACCAUCAAGUUCCCCUCCCACGGGACCAUCUUCGACUACUACAUUGACCCUGAGACAAAGAAAUUCAUGCUCUGGACAGAAAAGGUGCCCAAAUUUGAACUUGACCCAGAGGUGCCUUUACAGGCUUCCAUGGUGCACACGACCGAGACCAUGCGGAUCCGCUACUUCAUGGACCUGCUCAUGGAGAAGCAGUGGCCGGUGAUGCUGGUGGGGAACGCGGGGACAGGGAAGUCGGUCAUGAUGGGGGACAAGCUGGAGGCGCUCAGCACGGACGACUACCUGGUGCAGUCCGUGCCCUUCAACUUCUACACCACGUCGGCCAUGCUGCAGGCCCUGCACCAGAAGGUCACGUCCACCUUCCUGCCCACCGCCAUCAAGUUCCACUACAUCUUCAACCUCCGCGACCUCUCAAACAUCUUCCAGGGGCUGCUGUUCUCCACCCCCGAGUGCCUCCGCGCGCCCCUGGACCUGGUGCGUCUCUGGCUGCACGAGGCCGCGCGGGUGUACGGGGACAAGCUGGUCGACGAGAAGGACCAGGACAGCUUCGGCCGCCUCCUCACCGCCACCUGCAAGAAGUUCUUCGACGACUUCAGGGAAGACCAGAUGUUCGCCAAGCCCAACAUCUACUGCCACUUCGCCCAGGGCAUCGGGGAGCCCAAGUACCUGCCGGUGCCCAGCUGGCCCUCCCUGAACAAGCUGCUGGCGGAGGCCCUGGACAGCUACAACGAGGUCAACGCCGUGAUGAACCUGGUGCUCUUCGAGGACGCCGUGUCUCACGUCUGCCGCAUCAGCCGCAUCCUGGAGUCUCCCCGCGGGAACGCGCUGCUGGUGGGAGUCGGCGGCAGCGGGGAGCAGGGCCCGUCCCGUUUUGCUGCUGCCUCAGGCAGCAUCACCCAGCAAAGAGCCACAGCAGCCAGCCCAAGGGGCCCGAUGGACCUGGCCUCCCAGUACAUCAAGGCCGCCGUGAAGAACAUCCCCACCGUCUUCCUGAUGACCGACUCCCAGGUGGCCGAGGAGCCCUUCCUGGUCCUCAUCAACGACUUCCUGGCGUCUGGAGAGAUCCCGGGGCUCUUCCAGGACGAUGACCUGGAAAAUAUCAUGAAUUCCAUGAGGCCGCAAGUCAAGUUCCUUGGAUUGCAAGACUCACGGGAAAACUGCUGGAAACUCUUUAUUGAAAAAGUCAGACGACAGCUAAAGGUCAUCCUCUGCUUCUCGCCGGUGGGCUCCACGCUGCGCGUGCGCGCCAGGAAGUUCCCGGCCGUGGUGAGCUGCACGGCCAUCGACUGGUUCCACGAGUGGCCCCAGGACGCGCUCGUCUCUGUCAGCAGCCGGUUCCUGGAGGAGACUGCGGGCAUCGAGCCGGAGGUCAAGGCCUCCAUCAGCCAGUUCAUGUCCUUCGUCCACACGAGCGUUAAUGAGAUGUCCAAGACCUACCUGGCCAUGGAGAGACGCUAUAACUACACCACGCCAAAAACCUUCCUGGAGCAGAUAAAGCUCUACCAAAACCUGCUCUCCAAGAAAAGACAGGAGCUUGUGGCCAAGAUCGACCGGCUGGAGAACGGCCUGAUGAAGCUGCAGAGCACAGCAUCCCAGGUCGACGACCUGAAGGCCAAACUGGCCAUCCAGGAGGCAGAGCUGAAGCAGAAGAACGAGGACGCGGACAAACUGAUCCACGUGGUAGGUGUCGAAACGGAGAAGGUCAGCAAGGAGAAAGCCAUCGCUGACGAGGAGGAGCUGAAGGUCCAGGUCAUCAACACGAACGUGGCAGAGAAGCAGCGCGCCUGCGAGACCGACCUGGCGAAAGCGGAGCCAGCGCUGGUGGCCGCCCAGGAGGCCCUCAACACCCUCAACAAGAACAACCUGACGGAGCUGAAGUCCUUCGGGUCCCCGCCGCAAGCGGUGGUGAACGUCACGGCAGCCGUGAUGAUCCUGACGGCGCCGGGGGGCAGGAUCCCCAAGGAUAAAAGCUGGAAGGCAGCAAAAAUCAUGAUGGGAAAGGUGGACACCUUCCUGGAUGCCUUGAAGAAGUUCGACAAGGAGCACAUCCCCGAGGCCUGCCUCAAGGCCUUCAAGCCCUACCAGUCGGACCCGAAUUUCGACCCCGAGUCCAUCCUGUCCAAGUCGACGGCCGCUGCGGGGCUCUGCUCCUGGUGCUUGAACAUCGUCCGCUUCUACGAGGUCUACUGCGACGUGGCGCCCAAGCGGCAGGCGCUGGAGGAGGCCAACGCGGAGCUGGCCGAGGCGCAGGACAAGCUCACCCGUAUCAAGAACAAAAUCGCGGACCUGAAUGCCAACUUGGCCACUCUCACAGCAGAGUUUGAGAAAGCCACAGCUGAAAAAAUCAAGUGUCAGCAAGAGGCAGAUGCCACCAACAGAGUCAUCACGUUAGCCAACAGGCUGGUCGGGGGUCUGGCGUCCGAAAACGUGCGCUGGGCCGAGUCCGUGGAGACCUUCCAGGCGCAGGAGAAGACGCUGUGCGGGGACGUGCUGCUCAUCUCCGCCUUCGUCUCCUACGUCGGCUUCUUCACCCAGAAGUACCGGGCCGCGCUGAUGGACAAGCCCGCCGCCGGGGUGGCAGCCUGGAGCACCCAGGGGCUGCCCAGUGACCGCAUGUCCACCGAGAACGCCACCAUCCUGUGCAACACUGAGCGCUGGCGACUCAUCGUGGACGCCCAGCUCCAGGGCAUCAAGUGGAUCAAGAACAAAUACGGGCAGGAGCUGAAGGCCAUCCGGCUGGGCCAGCGCAACUACCUGGACACCAUCGAGCAGGCGGUGUCGCAAGGGCACACGCUGCUCAUCGAGAACAUCGGCGAGACUGUGGAGCCGGUGCUGGACCACCUGCUGGGCAGGAACACCAUCAAGAAGGGCCGGUACAUCAAGAUAGGGGACAAGGAGGUGGAGUAUCACCCGCACUUCCGCCUCAUCCUGCACACCAAGUACUUCAACCCGCACUACAAGCCGGAGAUGCAGGCGCAGUGCACGCUCAUCAACUUUCUGGUGCCCCGCGACGGGCUGGAGGACCAGCUGCUGGCCGCCGUGGUGGCCAAGGAGCGCCCGGACCUCGAGAGCCUCAAGGCAAAUCUCACCAAAAGCCAGAACGAGUUCAAGAUCAACCUGAAGGAGCUGGAGGACUCGCUGCUCGCCCGGCUCUCCGCGGCCUCGGGGGAUUUCCUGGGGGACACGGCGCUGGUGGAGAACCUGGAAACCACGAAGCGCACGGCCAUGGAGAUCGAGGAGAAGGUGAAGGAAGCCAAAGUCACCGAAAUGCAGAUAAACGUCGCCAGGGAACAUUACCGGCCGGCGGCGGAAAGAGCCUCGCUGCUCUACUUCAUCCUGAGCGACCUCAACAAGAUCAACCCCAUCUACCAGUUCUCCCUGAAGGCCUUCAACGUGGUCUUCGAGAAGGCCAUCCAGCGCACCAGCCCGGCCGACGAGGUCAAGCAGCGCGUGCUCAACCUCACGGACGAGAUCACCUACUCGGUGUACAUGUACACGGCCCGGGGGCUCUUCGAGAAGGACAAGCUCAUCUUCCUGGCGCAGGUGGCCUUCCAGGUGCUGACGGUGAAGAAGGAGGUGAACCCGGUGGAGCUGGAUUUCCUGCUGCGCUUCCCCUUCAAGGCCGGCGUGGCGUCGCCCGUGGACUUCCUGCAGGCCCAGGGCUGGGGCGGCAUCAAGGUGCUCUCGGAAAUGGACGAGUUCAAGAACCUGGACAGCGACAUCGAGGGAUCGGCAAAGCGCUGGAAGAAGUUCGUGGAGUCGGAGACGCCCGAGAAGGAGGUGUUCCCCAAGGAGUGGAAGAACAAGACGGCGCUGCAGAAGCUGUGCAUGCUGCGCUGCAUGCGCCCCGACCGCAUGACCUACGCCGUGAGGAACUUCGUGGAGGAGAAGAUGGGGAGCAAGUUUGUGGAAGGCAGAAGCGUCGAGUUUGCCAAGUCCUACGAGGAGAGCAGCCCGUCCACAGCCAUCUUCUUCAUCCUCUCGCCCGGUGUCGACCCGCUGAAGGACGUGGAAGCCCUAGGCAAAAAGCUGAACUUCACCAUUGACAAUGGGAAAAUCCACAACGUGUCACUGGGACAAGGCCAGGAGACCGUGGCGGAGAACGCGCUGGACGUGGCCUCUGAGCAGGGCCACUGGGUCAUUCUGCAGAACAUCCACCUGGUAGCCCGGUGGCUGAGCACGCUGGACAAGAAGGUGGAGCGCUACAGCACGGGCAGCCACGCCGACUACCGCGUGUUCAUGAGCGCCGAGCCGGCGCCCAGCGCCGAGACGCACAUCAUCCCGCAGGGGCUGCUGGAGAACGCCAUCAAGAUCACCAACGAGCCGCCCACGGGCAUGCACGCCAACCUGCACAAGGCGCUGGACCUCUUCACGCAGGACACGCUGGAGAUGUGCAGCCGGGAGAUCGAGUUCAAGUGCAUCCUGUUCGCGCUCUGCUAUUUCCACGCCGUGGUGGCCGAACGGCGCAAGUUCGGAGCGCAGGGCUGGAACCGCUCCUACCCCUUCAACAACGGCGACCUGACCAUAUCCAUUAACGUGCUCUACAAUUACCUGGAGGCCAACCCCAAGGUCCCCUGGGACGAUCUCCGCUACCUCUUCGGGGAGAUCAUGUACGUCCCCACCCCGGCCGACUGGGACCGCCGCUUGUGCCGGACCUACCUGAGCGAGUACAUCCGCGCGGAGAUGCUGGAGGGAGAGACCUACCUGGCGCCAGGGUUUCUGAUCCCGCCCAACCUGGAUUACAAGGGCUACCACGAAUCCAUCGACGAGAACCUGCCCCCAGAGAGCCCCUACCUGUACGGCCUUCACCCCAACGCAGAAAGUCCCUGCGCCAGGAUAACCACUAACGCUCCCGAGGGCAGAGCGGGUUUACGGGCGUUCCUGCAGGUGAAGGCAGUCCUGGACGAGAUCAUCGAGAAGCUGCCGGAGCCCUUCAACAUAGCAGAGAUCAUGGCCAAGGCAGUGGAUAAGACGCCCUACGUCGUGGUGGCCUUCCAGGAAUGUGAAAGAAUGAACAUCCUAACCCACGAGAUCAGGCGCUCCUUGAAGGAGCUGAAUUUGGGGCUGAAGGGCGAGCUGACCAUCACGUCGGACAUGGAGGAGCUGGCCAACGCGCUCUUCUACGACAGCGUGCCCGAGUCCUGGACGCACUUCGCCUACCCCUCGCUCCUGGGCCUGGGCGCCUGGUACACCGACCUGCUGCUCCGCAUCCGGGAGCUGGAGGUCUGGACCACGGACUUCGUGCUGCCCGCGACCGUGUGGCUGGCGGGAUUCUUUAAUCCCCAGUCCUUUCUCACUGCCAUCAUGCAGUCUAUGGCUCGAAAAAACGAGUGGCCACUGGACAAGAUGUGUCUCUCGGUGGAAGUGACCAAGAAACACCGCGAGGAUAUGACAGCUCCCCCUCGAGAAGGCUCCUACGUACACGGAUUAUUCAUGGAAGGCGCUCGCUGGGACAUCCCCUCCGGAGCCAUCGCCGACGCGCGCCUGAAGGAGCUGACGCCCAUGAUGCCGGUCAUCUUCAUCAGAGCCAUCCCCGUGGACCGCAUGGACACCAAGAACAUCUACGAAUGCCCCGUCUACAAGACGCGGAUGCGGGGUCCCACCUACGUCUGGACCUUCAACCUGAAGACGAAAGAGAAGGCAGCCAAGUGGAUUCUUGCCGCUGUGGCUCUGCUCCUGCAGAUCUAG
Molecule: messenger RNA, 11091 nt
Organism: Tinamus guttatus (white-throated tinamou)
Lineage: Eukaryota; Metazoa; Chordata; Aves; Tinamiformes; Tinamidae
Source: RefSeq, a predicted model, not a curated record